AUGUCUACUCUAUUGCAGUUAAUGGCCAAUUAUUAUAAGGCAGUUAUUGCAAAUGAAAAGAUAUAUUAUGACUACUUGAUACAAGAACAUGAGCAUGAUAAAAAUCAAUCAGAGCAAUCUAUAUCUGCACCUUUAUCAUCAUCAUCUUUCGCUCCACCUACAACAGGAACAAUAACAACAGCGAGUACUACACCAAGAAUGAUUGAUGAAACUUUACUACUACAGAAGCAAUUGACAACAUUAACUGCUCAAUUACAGGAAUUGACAAAAGAAAAUGAUCAUUUGAAAGAAUUGCAAAAAUCGACUAAAUCAUUAAUGGAAACAAAAUUGAAUUCUUAUAAGAAGAGACUAUCUAAAACUGCAUUUAAUAAUAAUAAUAAUAGUAGUAGUAGUAAUAAUAGUAAUAAUAGCCUAAAAUUAGACACAACAAGUGGUAAGAAUGAUAAUGAUACUGGGUUCCAUUUAUUAUCUCCUAUUAAUACCAAUAGAAAUAAAUCCAAGUUACCUGGGAAGAAAUCCUUACUUCAUAAUAACUAUAACAGUACAAGUAUAAAGGGGAAGGCCGAAAAAGAUAAGAAUGAGGGCGUCUUUGACGAUGAGCCUUCAAAUAGAACAAGCUUACGAGAGGUGUUGAGCAGCGGUAAGCAUACUUUAUUUGAUGACGAUGAUGAGGAGGGAGAGAAGGAUGGUAGUGAGGAUGUGAACGUAGAUACCAGUGAGAAGAACGACAGGGGGAAAGCUUCGACAGCAGAUAGUACAAGUGAUGUGUUGUUUUUACAAUCAUUUAAUGAUAAAUCGAAAUCAGUGUCGCAAUCAAUCUCGAAACCAACUUCAAAUCCGGAUUCAAAUUCAAAAAGUAUGAGCAAGAAAGCAGAGAAAAAGACUGUUAAUAAAAGAAAAAAUACUGGUUCAAACAAUACGAAGAAAGGUAAGAAAAAGUUGAGAUUGAUCAGAAAGAAAGUACAUCAAAAAUUAGAUGAUAACGAUAAUGAUAACGAUAACGACGAGUAG
This is a messenger RNA of Naumovozyma dairenensis CBS 421, 1011 nucleotides long. RefSeq lists its product as uncharacterized. Bases 1 to 1011 code for a protein of 336 amino acids. The record is from RefSeq and is a predicted model, not a curated record. The transcript has a single exon. Lineage: Eukaryota; Fungi; Ascomycota; Saccharomycetes; Saccharomycetales; Saccharomycetaceae.